AUGUGGCGAGCGACACAUGAACGAUAUAACACAGUUCACGCUGACGCACCUGCCACCAUAUAUUCCACUUAUUACGGUGGUGGCCAUCACGAUCACGAUCACGACCACGAUCACCAUGCAGGACACUACGAUGAGCACGAACAGGAUCAUGGUUUAUAUGAUAAACACUAUGGAGGCUACGAAGCUGAGCACGGAGGUCACGAAGGUGGUCACUAUAAGGAGAAGUAUGGGCACGAUGGCAAACACAAGGGCCACCGAGAGGGCUCCUACGGAGAUCAUGGACAUGCAGAUGGAAAAGUUACUACGACAAAGGCGGGGCGUACGGCCACAAAGAAGAGUCCUACGAAGAAGGAGGAAAGCAUGGAUCAGUCACAGCAGGCCAGCUCCUGGAGCAAGUGA
This is a messenger RNA of Ostertagia ostertagi, 399 nucleotides long. Lineage: Eukaryota; Metazoa; Nematoda; Chromadorea; Rhabditida; Trichostrongylidae. The record is from the annotation of a GenBank genome assembly.